Molecule: messenger RNA, 1982 nt
Organism: Carassius carassius (crucian carp)
Lineage: Eukaryota; Metazoa; Chordata; Actinopteri; Cypriniformes; Cyprinidae
Product: E3 ubiquitin-protein ligase DTX3L-like
Exons: 5
Coding region: 1-1920 (639 amino acids)
Biological process (GO): Notch signaling pathway; protein ubiquitination
Source: RefSeq, a predicted model, not a curated record
AUGGCGCAGAAGGGCGUUGGUGACAUUGUGGACGUACCUCCAGACAGAGCUCUUAAAGAAGUUUUAAAAAUUCAGACAGCUAAAUUAAUACUGAAAGAUGAAGAAAAGGAAGUGACUGCUCAGAUUUGUCUGGACGAUUUAAUUUUGGAGGAUAAUGUUUCAUCACCAAAGGUGCACAGCUCUAUGCAUAUGACUUAUGCAGCAUCAGGAGACACAAAUAAAAGUGAGGACGUUGCUGCAGUUAAUAGAGCUCCAAAUCAUGCUGAAACCACUAAAACUGCUGAAAUAACCUCUGACACCCCUGCAUUCCCCGUCCCCCUCUAUCAGUACUGGUACAUGCAUCAUGCAUACAGAAAGGAGUUGGAGCAAAUAAAGAAUAAGCAUGGAGUCUCUAUUAGUGCAGAAGUGUCAGUGUUAAUCAAACCUACCCAGAACUCAAGCUCUGAUUCUGUCGCCAAAGCCUUUGAUGACUUUCUGACACUUGUUACGGAAUGUGUGAAUAGUUUUAAUGAUGUUGCCAUUAAUCAUAAUGACAUCAAUUCAGAUAUUGUAAAGGAGUCCAUGCACAAAAUUCGAUCAGAGGACGAAAAGAUGAUGUUCACCAUGUCUGCCAGUGACUGCCUGUUCUUCGGACCGAAGAAAUUUACAAACAUGAUUAAAAGAGUGACAAAUGAAAUGGAUGUAGAUAACAACGUUUCUCCACAAAGAAGGUUUUCACUGGAAAUGGACACUAAGGAACUUCCAACUCAACUUGAGAUGGACAAGGUUCAUUGGGAUCUGAUGAAUCUUUCCUAUAAGGAACAAUUAUCAAAACUUGAAACAAAGUAUGGAGUGUCAUUUAAUGAAGAAAAACUGCAGAAAAACGUAAUUAAAGUUCAAGCUCGAUCUAAAGGAGUUCAACAUAUUAAUCUGGAAAGUCAUGCCCUAAGAGCUCUAACACAACUCUACCAGAAACUUGCCUCAGCCACUGUCAGCUGUAAACUCACAAACCCUAGAGAUAAAACUGAUGUGGAACCACUAUUAGAGAAACUUCAGCAGCAGCAUCAUUGUGUUGUGGCAGCAGAUGAACCCUGGAGGCUUGUUGGACUGCCAGAACAUCUCAGUCCUGCCAUUUCUGAUAUUGAGAAGACACUUCAGAAGAAUGUGUUUGAUGACAAAAUGAAGAAAUUGAUUGGAUACUCAGGUGACAUUCCUCAUGCAAGAGACAUCAACUGGAAACAGAUGCCUGAUAAUGGACCAGGAGCAGUGGGUGGAGCUGAAUGGGAUAAGGAAGUGAAUUUUAGAAGACGAAGUGAAGCAGAUACUGAUUUCAAUGAAGAUUUAAAAGGAAAUUCUAUAAAUGACAGUAAAAGUGUUCAUGAUGAAGAGGAGACAUGUGCUAUUUGUAUGGACAGCUUCACCAACAAGAAAAAACUGAAAUGUGGGCAUGAAUUCUGUCAGGAAUGUAUAAGGCUGUCAAUGGAGAGUCUGGGAUCCAUCUGUCCUGUGUGUAAAAAAGUGUUUGGGAAAUUGGAGGGGAACCAGCCAGAUGGAACAAUACAAGUAAAAAGGAGCAAAUAUCCAAGUCUCCCUGGAUAUCUAGACUGUGGCACUAUUGAAAUCAUCUAUGACAUACCCAGUGGUAUUCAAACGGCGAAGCAUCCAAACCCAGGAAAGCCUUUUCGUGGGGCAACUCGUCAUGCGUACCUGCCAGACAAUCGUGAAGGAAAUGAAGUACUCGCACUGCUGCGCAAGGCUUUUGAACAAAAACUGAUCUUUACUGUUGGGAGAUCUACAACUUCUGGCAUAGAUAAUAUCGUCACCUGGAAUGAUGUUCAUCAUAAGACCAAUAAAAAUGGUGGGCCUGAAAGUUAUGGCUAUCCAGACCCUGACUAUCUGAAGAGAGUAAAGGAUGAGUUAAAAGCUAAAGGCAUCGAAUAAGGUUUUGAUUUAUAAGUUCCCAAAUGCACAUCUAAACCUAAUAUUUCCAAUAAACCAUUUAU